Scylla paramamosain (green mud crab) is the source of this 7838-nucleotide messenger RNA. RefSeq lists its product as uncharacterized. NCBI's taxonomy places the organism in Eukaryota, Metazoa, Arthropoda, Malacostraca, Decapoda, Portunidae. The coding region runs from base 441 to 1232 and encodes 263 amino acids. Gene Ontology annotation, molecular function: protein binding. The record is from RefSeq and is a predicted model, not a curated record. The transcript is spliced from 5 exons.
CCGCUGGCAAGUCAGUGCACACGAGUCCGUCGGAAGGUGAGGUUGCUGCUCGUCGCCGCUCGAAGUCACAUGUACCUCGGGCCACAGUGAGCGUGUCGGCCGAUAGGUUCGCUGGAGUGAAACUUUUUUUGUCCCGAUAGCACCAGACUGUCAGUGGUGCUCCCACCCAGCCCAGCCUCCCCACGGUGAACGCUCUCCUUUGCAAGCCCUGUGUCAACACUGCCAGAUGAAGCUGAGGCAGAGUCGGGUCACGGAACUCUGGGGAACUUGACCUCGUGAGUGGUGAUGGUGGUGGGCGUGGACGUGUUUUGAUUGGUGUCCCUUGAGGAGAAACACUUGCAUAGACUGAAACUUGAACUUCUGUUGAACCUCUGAAAGUCUAUCACUCAUCCGCGCCUUCACCCCUCCUCCCCCUCCCCACGCCGUCUGGGCCCGGCAGGAUGGGCUGGCGUGUGGGCUGUGCUGGUGGUGGUGGCGGCGGCGGGGCUCAGCUGCUGCUGCUGCUUUUGCAAGUUAUCGUGGCCUGGGUCGAUACCACGGCAGGUGCCGUGAUGGUGCAGGAAAGGCUGAAGGUGGCGGUGACAAAGGUGACAGGUGACGGAGCAGUGCUGAGCUGGGAGACCACGGUGGGGCAGCAGCACGCCCUCACCUGCUCGCUGCACUACGGCCCGCAGACGGAGGCUAUGCUGGUGAAGACGGAGGUGCGCACGUCAGCGAAGAACAUCAAGCUGGCGCACCUCAGCCCCCACACCACCUACCACGCCUCCCUCAACUGUAGCCAAGCCGCCGCCACCUACAAAAGUAACACCGUUCACUUUACGCCCCAUGGGGACCCAGCCGUGGCCCUGGAGGUGCGCCCCCCGCCCUCCCCGCCCCCGCCCAGAGCAGUGGCGGACUCCUCGUCGUGGUCGUCUAGAGGAGGCAAGGACGGGGAAUCGGCGGGAGACGGAGGGAUAGUGGUCAUGAUGAGCCAGCGACAUAUGAACGCCCCUCGCAGAGACCCUCACAGCGCCGUGCCCUCCACCAGCGUCAUACUGGGUGCUGUGUGCGGCGUGGUGGGCUUCCUUAUCAUCAACGUGACGGUGGUGAUGGCGGUGAGGCAGUACUCCCACAGGCGCGCCCGCAGACGACGCCUCCUGGAGCUGCAACUGGAGCAGCAUGGAGGUUACCUUUAUAACUUCGAGCAACUGAUGGCAGACUACAAUCAGCAGAUCAACGCGAGUAACUCUUAGAGGGAGGAGAAGCUCGGAGUUGUGUUGCUGCGGUGAUGGGCGCGGCGGUCACUCUUGAAUGCGACCCGUGAAGUGCUGUCAUGUUACCGUGCGUGAGAAGGAAGAUGGUGGUGGAAAGGACGAAUUGUACAUAAUUUGGUGUCCGAGAGAAGAAGGGAACUGUUGUGAAGGACGUUCUUUUUAAGCGUGGUAUCGAAAUGUGAAUGAACACUCUUUUGUGCGGUUCGUUCGAGGUUUUGAUCUUUUGGUUUGUGGAUCGAUCGAGAAAGAGAGGACUUGGUUUGGUGGUGGAAUGUUUUGUAUGUAGGUUUCGUGUGUGUGUGUGUGUGUGUGUGUGUGUGUGUGUGUGUGUGUGUGUGUGUGUCCAAGCGGAAAAAAGUACUCAGAAAAGAAUUUAAUAUGGAAGUGUUUGUAUGCCGCGUACAUACCUCUCUCUCUCUCUCUCUCUCUCUCUCUCUCUCUCUCUCUCUCUCUCUCUCUCUCUCUCUCUCUCUCUCUCUCUCUCUCUCUCUCUCUCUGUAUAUAUAUUUUCAUUUCUCUUUUCCUAUCUCUUCUCUUGGGCGCGUGAGGGCGGUGCCACAUGUGCCGGAGCGUCUCCUCGUCCAUACAGGGAUGGUCUCAGUGCGUGAUGGAAACUUUGCCCGAGACCCUUCAGAAGUUUGGACUGAAAGUGUUUUUGAAGCAGAUGAAAAAUCACGGCGUUCUUGUGAAAAGUUAGAGUGCAGUGUCAGAUCGGCGUCCUUGUUUUGAUCUCAGACUAUGUGCGAUUAUCGUGAUGGACGUCAAAGAUGCCCUUUUUUUUUAUGGAGAAACAUUUGCUUCAGUACUCGCCUUCUCUCAAGACAUGGAGGACGGUUGUGAGGGAGGUUUUUUUUGGUCUACCAUGGCGGACACCAGCUAGCUUCCUACGGGAGUACUGCAGCAGAGGCGAGGCUGAGGGACUGAAGGGCAGGCCGAUUCACUCUCGCUGGACCGUGAUAGCGAGACGGAGACGAGACGAAGACGUUGGGGAAGACGACACAGGGAGGAAGAGAGUGUGGCGGGCGCUGCAGGCUACAAGACAAUGGCCAAGAGACGCUGGAAAUGGAAGGAAAGGAAAGAAAAGGAGGAAAUGGAGAGUCUUUUGUGUCGGCGGAGUGAAGGAGCUCAGGAGGGCAACAUUCUUGUGCCAAAGAAAACAAGAAUACGCACAGAAACCCAACCUUCCGCCAACAUAAGGAAAAGAAAUAUUACCUGAAACCAUUAUUAUUUACCGCCAUGGCAAUUCCAGAAAGAACGAAACAUUGCGAAGUGCGACGAAACUCUGUGAAAAGCCAACACUAAUCAACGGGGAGAAUAUAUGUGUGGUGAAUAAAAAAAAUGUAUAUAAAAAAAAGAAGGAAAGAGGGAGAGAAAAAAAUUGAAAAUACUGUUCCCGUGCCAUCCUCCCUCCCCGCCUGGCUCCGUCUGGAAAGGGAUGGAGAAAAGAGGCAGAAAGGAGUAGAGGAGGUGGAGGAGGAGGAGAGGAAGGCAAGACUUUUAUGUCGGGUGGGUGAAGGUUUUGAUUGAAUUUUGCCUCCCAGACUUGUGAAGUUUAACCAGAACCGAGAUUGAAUUCCCGGAAGAGGCUGACGGCUUGGCUGGCUGUGUACUCUGCCCGGCAAGGUCACGUGACGGGUUUGUUGCUGUUGUCUAUACACGAUAAACCAAAAGUACCGCAUGUACGUUUUCCUCAAUGAGCUGCCGUUUUCUCCCGCGUCCACUGUGAAGAAAACGGGUGAUGGAGCGGUGAUACGUAUAGAAGAUAAACAUGAAAGACUGUGAACUCAGGAAAUUUACCACUAGCACUAUGUAUGUAUGUAUGUAUGUAUGUAUGUAUACUGCGAUGGAAAACGAAUGAAAGAGAGGUAAACUUGUCAUUGAUGAUUUGAGUUUUAAGUUUUCUUCAUUAAUUAUUCACGCAGCAGGCAGCGAGUCACUCAGCUGAUCCAGGAUGAAAACUGCGACCAGGAAAAAAAAUCGGUUGUUUCGCCUCAAGAGGACGAAAUGAGAUUGCCAAGGACAGCGGGGAUAGAACUGUGUCCGGAGAGAGAGAGAGAGAGAGAGAGAGAGAGAGAGAGAGAGAGAGAGAGAGAGAGAGAGAGAGAGAGAGAGAGAGAGAGAGAGAGAGAGAAAUUUUUUUUUCCGCUGGCUGCAGAAGUAGGUGACCAUAAAGGAGAAUAUCUCAUUUCAGAGUUUGUACAUACUCCAUAUUAAAGAAAAGACAAAUAUUUAUAAGGGAGAUAAGUAGCGGGACCCAAAUAUUUACUCUGGUCCUUCAAGUGAUAUUCGUUCUUGGCGCCGCAUCACCUUCACGGAAUUUUUAGAGAGAAGAGAAGAAGUAGUGAGUGGAAGCAGAGAGCGCCGCGCCCAGCCUGAGGAACACAUCUGCUGUACAUUGUGUCUUAUUAGAGUUGCGCCGGAUCGGUCCAGGGCUGCGUGUUAGCCUCUUCGCCCUCGCCCUUGUCUUCGGUCAGGGUUGAGGUCUGGUGCAAAGCCACGGCGCGGGAGGAAGGCGGCGACGGUAUGCCAGGGGUGAGGGUCCUUGCUGCUCUCUGUUUGGGGAUCCCUGGCGCCCUCGUCCCUUCUUCUUGCUCCUCUUUCUCGCACUUCAUAAUGUUUUUUUUUCCUCUCUCCUUUCUCACUUUUCCUCCUUAACUCUACCGAUUUUUCCGAGACCCUCGCCUCGCCGCAGCGCUGAAAUAUUUUUGUGAGUCUCUGGAGAGUGUCUAGUAGGCCCUCUUGCCUCAGUCUUUAAAUGCAUCCUUUGUGGGGUUCAUUUGGAGAGAGAGAGAGAGAGAGAGAGAGAGAGAGAGAGAGAGAGAGAGAGAGAGAGAGAGAGAGAGAGAGAGAGAGAGAGACUUCUAUCCAAUAUAAAUGUGGUAUGAAGGGACUUUUUCAAGAGCAUUUUUAAAACUUUGAGGCACAGACGGCGCCGCAGUGAUGUAACAACACAGUCAUUUCUUUCUCUCCGUAACGAGGCUACAGCCGCGAGGUGAGUGACGAAGCGGUGCCGUCUUGCCAGAGCUUAGGGGAGAUUUGUGCCGGAGCGUUUAUACCCUGGUGGAAGGUAUUUACUCUCGAGGUAACCUGAGCAUUGUCUAGUGCAGGCAAGCUAUACAUAUAUGUAAAAAGAAUUUAUCUGUAUAUACUGUAGUGUAAGGAUGAGAAGUAAUGCUUUUUAGAUACCGAAGAGAAAAGUGAUUAAUAAAUCAUUAAAUGCGUAUCGAUUUGUAUGUACUUUGGUUCUGUGUUUUGGUAGUUUUAAAAUUUAUAUGAGAAUCGUGGAGAUUAUUAUGAUACCUCAGAAGCGUGUCAGUAGUGAAUACCCUUUUUAUCAGCAGAGGGUCGGCAGAGGGAGCGGGGCGGAACAUCGUGUGUGUGUGUGUGUGUGUGUGUGUGUGUGUGUGUGUGUGUGAGUGUGUUCGUUCAUGUCUCCGCCGCGACGCUGCCGCCCCGCAGCUCCCCGCCGCCCUGCCCACCCACACGGUAGAGUACAACCCGUCUCGUCCACAGGUGAACAGAAACAGGAACACAGUGCUCGCGUCCCUUCUUCACGCGCGGCGACUUGAGGUCUUUUUGUGAAGUCCCCGUGUUGAAGGGGCUGCCCGGGCACGCUGGUGAAUAUGCAUAUAUCUAUAUUUAUAUAUUUUAUAGAAUUUGAAGUUUUCGGUAAAUAUCUCCUUCUAGAUGGAACGUUAAAAUUAGGAGUAAGGUUUGUAGAGUUUUCCCGUGAGCGGCGCCUGGAUGAGGCAGCAGAACGCUCCGGGGACAUGGGGGAGGAAGUCUCGAGGGGGGACUGCCCCAUAUUCCUGGUCACCUUAUUCGCCCUCAUCCCCCACUCACCGGACCCACCCGAACACACACGCACACACGCACACACACACACACACACACACACACACACACACACACACACACACACACACACACACACACACACACACACACACACACACACACACAGCCCAAGUUCGCACGAGCGAUAACAAUUAUUGCAUUCUGUGUUUUUUUCCCAAACUCAAUCUCACUAACGCGUUUUCCAAAUGGCCUGUUGUUUCAAGCCUAUUGUACUUCCCAGUUUUCUUAGAACGUGAACAAGUUUUUAACAUACGCUCAAAGCAACACACAGUGGAGUGCUGCAGUAGUAGGUGGCGGAUGUGUGUGUGUGUGUGUGUGUGUGUGUGUGUGUGUGUGUGUGUGUGUUGGGCAAAAUUAGCGAUGGGGUGGCAAAUUUUCGUUUUUAUUUUUUUAUCUUAUUGUGUUUGAUGGUAUGAAAAUCAAUGCCAGUUUUCCUUAACAUAACUGACCCUAUGUCCUUUUUUCACUGGGAAAUGAAAAUCGAUUCCGGUUUUCCUUAAGGUAUCUAAUCCCGCGGCCGAGACCUGUCGCCUCCCACCACCGCGCCGCGUGUCGGAGAGUCAGUUCGGUGCCUCAAGGCGCGGCGAAUAUCGUAGCAAAACGACGAAAUUGGAUUUCGUUUCACAUGAUUGGCCGACUUCCCUCGUCAUGAUUUUUGCAGGCAAGUGAUGGAGGCUAAUAGGCUGUUACAACGGCCCGGGGACUGGAGCGUGGGGUGCGGCGGGGACAGGGAUGGUGACGUGCCGGUAUGGGGUGGGUUGAGGAAGGUAAGGGGACUGGGGUGAGGAGCAGACAGAUGCGGGCCGCGGGAUGGGACGGGGAGGAGACGGUAACGCUGAGGGAGACGCGGGGAAUGGAGGUCACACAAAUAUUUCACCGAUUUGCAAGUUUAACAUUUAUUUGAUUGGAAUUUUACUAUAUUCUAUGAGUCCGGUCACACAUCUUUAACUAUUCAUCAGCCAUGUUCGUUCACUCGUUUUGUUGCAGCGUAUAAUAAAAUCCCCGAUACAUUAGCAAAGCAGACGAGUUAUUGGAAUUUUCCAUCUCCCUGAUUUGCGUUGAGGAAUUGCAGAAAGGAACUCUAAGAACAUUUUAUAUUUUACCUUUCAAUGCUACAUUUCUCCCCUUAAAAUAUUCGCUUCCUGAUAACUGCACGGUGUCCUGGGGCAAGGCUUCAGUGUUCUACCCCCCGUGGCCUCGAUGCCGCGUCUCUCGUGUGCAGAACUUGAAACAAAAAAUUUAAAAAAAUGCAGAAAACAUCAUGCGAACUUGGGUACUUUCACCAGCUACCGGCGUUGACUGAGCGGCGAGGAGGACCAGUGACAACAGCUGAUGAUGUAACCCAUUCAUGGAGCACUCCCAUGCGUCACUACUUCUCCCACCCGCCACUCACUCCUACACACACACACACACACACACACACACACACACACACACACACACACACACACACACACACACACACACACACACACACAGAGUAGUUCUCUAAAUGAUAAGGUGUCAUGACAACCUUACUGGCGUGCAAAGUUACCUUAAAAAGAAUAAAUCAAGAAUCUUUUGUCGAUUUUCGCAGUUUAUAUGGACGGCCGGAUGGUGUUUUGUACGUCUAGCGAGGGCCGCGUCGCCCCUUUGAUCGUAGGUGUUGUGAACUAUCUCUCCCGGUCACCUGUUGAGCCGACCGAGCAAAUGCUGCCCGAGUUUCAGGUUAGCAGAAGGCCUAGAAUGGCGUGCCUUGACUCCUGACAGAGGCAGGAAGAGAAGUGUACAUAGCCUUCUCUCUGUGUGUGCACGAGUGUGUGUACGAAAGAGAGAGAGAGAGAGAGAGAGAGAGAGAGAGAGAGAGAGAGAGAGAGAGAGAGAGAGAGAGAGAGAGAGAGAAUUUUAUUACAAAAUGUAGUUCGUAGUUUAGAUAUAUAUUUUUAGGUUAUAUAUUUAAUCAUGUUGACAGCACCUUUACAGUGUGUGUGUGUGUGUGUGUGUGUGUGUGUGCACGGAUGCGGGCGUGUACGUACACAUGCGUUAUUUUUACUCAUGCGUGCGUGCAUACAUACGCGCAUGUCCGAGGUUUUGUGUGUGUACAACAGAGAGAGAGAGAGAGAGAGAGAGAGAGAGAGAGAGAGAGAGAGAGAGAGAGAGAGAGAGAGAGAGCAGUCAUUCCAUUUUUCGUUCGCUAGUGUAAAGCUGUUUCAAAAAGAGCUUACCGAUUACCGAUACAAGACAAAAUAACUCUAAUGUUGACCGACAAGGAAGGACAACCUUGAGCCUGCACCGCGAGGAGGCAACACGAGGUGCGGGCAGGUGUCGGUGGUGCAGCCAGACAAGCCACCAGACAAGCCACCCAGCAGCACACCGCCCCGCCGCCCAGCCAGUGUCAGCUGUUCACGGCGAAAAGACUCCAUCGCACAGCUUUCACGGCCACGGCGGAAGCUGUUGCCCCUCUUUUUUUCCUCGAUUUUUGCAAAGUACUCUAUCUUGUAUAUUUCCCGGCUUCUUAUGUACCGUAGGUCACACGUAGUUUAUAGAGCUGUCUAGACCUUGUAGAAAUUGACGUAGCAGCAAUGUACUAUUUUGGCGGGAACGGACGGGGGAUCGGGGUCAGGAACUAAUAAAGGUGAAUCAGAAUACAGUUUUCAUGGUGGGUCAGUCAUAGAGAAGGUACUCAAAUCAAACUAAUAUUUUGUAAUAAUUGUAAGCUGAGUAAAGUAGAAUAAAGUCUAACAUCUA